UUUUAUUCAUAUUCAUUUUUACUCACAUUUUGUGUCCUGCCUGUUGCAUUUUUUUUGUCCUCCUGUUUUAACUUUAUCUGAACUAGUUUUGUCUGGCCUAUGUUUGGUAGGACUGUUUGGCUUUCUGUUGUUAUAUUGCUUGCCUGCUUUUGCUUUGCUCGUCAAAGCCCUUUGUAAACUUUGUUUUUAAUUGUGCUAUAUAAAUAAAGUUAUUAUUAUUUCAUUUCUACAGCAAAAGGAUAUAGUUAUAUCACACUAGAUACAAGUCAAGAAACGUUAGACAGUUAUAGGGUUGCAACAGUAUGACAUUUUCACGGUACGUUAACUGACCCAGGUCUCAUGAUAUCACAGUAUUACAAAAUGUAUAAUAUUAUCAGUCAGAACAACACCUAAAGGAGUGAAUGGAAGGGAUAUUGUUGGUUGUACAAAUACCUAUAAUCAAAACAACUUGAAACCAUUUUGAAACCAUUUUGUUAAUAGGAUGGUUUGAUAAUCUUCAACUUUGUAUCAUGGUAUACUACCUGGAAACCUAUCGCUGCAACCCCAGACAAUUACAAAAGGGUUUGGGGCAAUAUGUACACAUGUUCUAAUGUGUCAGUUAAUUGAGAUAGGUGUAAAUGACUUUUCCCCAAAUUGAGAAUAGAUUAAAACAUGCAAGUUACCUGUAUCAGAAUAUGAGGAACAGUAAUUUACAGGCAAACUCUAAUUGUGCAUGUUAUGGUUAGACUAACAGGUGUACAGAAGUUCAUAUACAGUAUAUAAAUGUAUGUAAACAGUGGGAAUUAGUGAGCAGUGUGUGAGUUGUGCUGUACAUGAAGCUAGAUGUGACACUUCCUGUUUCUUACUGUACAGUACCGUGAGAUGCGCAGUGCAUUCUGGGGAUACAAAUAGAGCGCAGAAAGGACAGCGGGGAGCACAAAGGAAUGAAAACAGCACCUCGGAAACUUUCAACCUCAGCCCGCUGUGAUGUGAAUUCAUGUGAGCGCUAAUUAAACUGUGACUUUCGGUGGCUGGCAGGCUGACAACUGCCGGAGAGGCGCAGGGAAUGUGAGUGGACGGAGUGAAGCGGCAGGGCGCACCGCUGUCUCCGACGCUGCUUUUUGUCAGCUGAGCUGUUCGCAUCCCGAGGCCCAGCCGACAUCACGGGCCGCAUCCCACAAGGACCUAUUUCCUGUACACAGUCAUAAAGUGACUCCAACAUGGGGGUCAAAACCUUCACCCACAGCUCGACCUCCCACAGCCAGGAGAUGCUGGAGAAGCUCAACGCUUUGCGCAACGAGGGUCACUUAUGUGAUGUCACCAUUCGGGUCCAAGACAAGCUCUUCCUGGCCCACAAAGUGGUCCUGGCCUGCUGCAGUGAAUUCUUCCGCUCCAAACUGGUGGGCCGGCCAGAGGAGGAGGACAAGUUUGUGUUGGAUCUUCAUCACGUGACCGUCAGUGGCUUCGCUCCCCUGUUGGAAUAUGCUUACACGUCCACCCUCUCAAUCAGCACGGAGAAUAUCAUCGACGUUCUGGCUGCUGCGAGUUACAUGCAGAUGUUUGCUGUUGCUAGCACAUGUUCAGAGUUCAUGAAGUCUAGUAUUCUGUGGGGCCCGGGUAACAACAGCAACAAUAACAAUAUAUCGGCAGACAAACCGCAUGAAUCAGCACCAGAGAGCGCCUCAUCAAACUGUGCCCUGACGCCGUUGGAUGGCAGCGUGUCACCUGUUUCGUCUGACUGCAGCGUGAUGGAGAGAAACGUUCCUAUAUGCCGCGAAUCGCGACGGAAACGCAAAAGCUUUGUGACAAUGGCAUCGCCGGAGAGUCCGCUCAAAUGCACUACACAGAUGGUCACCACCUCCCCUCAGAUCCCCAACCCAUCCCCUUCUUUCUCAGACAGCACAGCCCAGCCCGUGGAGUCCUCCCUGGCCUUCCCAUGGACUUUCCCGUUCGGUAUCGACAGGAGGUUCCACUCAGACAAAUCAAAGCUCCCGGAGAGCCCUCGUUGUUUAGAGCAGGGCACCCCGGGGACCUCGGAGGUGGUAGUCGGCCGGCGGCUCAGUGACUUCCUAACGUGUGAGAGCUCUAAAGCGGUGUCGUCGCCAGUGCCGGCAGAGGAAGAAGAUGUGAGGGUGAAGGUGGAGCGUCUCAGUGAUGAGGAGGUCCAAGAGGCGUCCUCGCAGCCGGUCAGUGCCUCCCAGAGCUCACUGAGUGACCAGCAGACGGUGCCAGGGAGUGAACAGGUCCAGGAGGAGCUCCUCAUCAGUCCACAGUCCUCCUCUAUAGGGUCGAUGGAUGAAGGAGUGUCUGAGGGCUUGCCGUCAAUGCAGAGCACCUCUAACACUGGAGGCCACGCGGAAGACGAUGAAAGGUUAGAAGGUAUUCAGUAUCCAUACCACCUCUAUAUCAGCCCCUCAGCCAGGCCUGGCACCAAUGGCCCCGACAGGCCCUUCCAGUGUCCAACCUGCGGAGUCAGAUUCACACGCAUUCAAAACCUGAAGCAGCACAUGCUGAUACACUCCGGCAUUAAGCCUUUCCAGUGUGACCGCUGUGGGAAAAAGUUCACACGGGCCUACUCCCUAAAGAUGCAUCGGCUGAAGCACGAAGGUAAACGCUGUUUCCGGUGCCAGAUUUGUAGCGCCACAUUCACGUCCUUCGGUGAAUAUAAGCACCACAUGAGGGUCUCCCGACACAUAAUCCGCAAGCCGCGGAUUUACGAGUGCAAAACGUGCGGGGCCAUGUUCACCAACUCUGGCAAUUUAAUUGUACACCUGAGGAGUCUGAACCAUGAGGCAUCCGAACUAGCAAACUACUUCCAGAGCAGUGAUUUCCUCGUGCCCGACUACCUGAGCCAGGUACAGGAAGAGGAGGAGGCGCUGGGAGUCCAGUAUGAGCUAGAGGAGUCCCAACAUCACCCCGUCUACCCGGGCAGCACCUCCACCUCCACCACCACUGCAGCCUCGUCCUCCUCCUCAGUCCAGAUGCCCGUCAUCUCCCAGGUCUCCUCCUCUACCCAGAAUUGCGAGAGUUCCUCCGGCUUCCUUUCACCCGAGCCCCUGGACCCCCUGGAAGCCCCAGCCUCCCUCAAGAUGGACGCCGACGAGAGGGCCGCCAUGACAGAGGAGACCAAGAUGGACACAAGUGUAGGAGGCAGUUCCCCGGAGGUGUUUGAAGAAGAGCAGCAGCAUGCCCAGGCCAAGGAGCUGGCUUCCAUUACCAUCGAGUGAUUCAAGCCUUCUACUUGCCCAUCAUGUCUUAUUUUGCAGUCAUGUCAUAUGGGAAUAUGUGUUGAGACGCCCCAGCGGCUGUAAGGGACAACUCGGAUGCGUGGACAUGUUGAAACCUCAUGUGAAGCCAUCAAGACGCCAAGUUUUCUGAAGACUUCAGUUGCCUUGAUGAUGAUUUUCCACAUGCAACACAGAUUGCACUUAUUGAUUUCUUGUUUUAGAACAAACCAAAUCCAGCAAAGUAAAUGAUACGUUUCUUUGUUUUCUCUGAAAUCAUUUCCCCCGAAACUUGACUGAAGCAAUCUCUCUGUUGGUGCCGUGAGAUUUCAGUAGGUUCGCUCCAACACCAGGCCUGAGUUUCAAAGUGGUAUUUUUCAAGUGAAGCUAGUGAACAGUAUUUUUCAAGAGUCAUUUUUAGGAAGGUUGUUAUUUUUCCCAUAUGACGUGAACGCAGCACUAUCUAAAGUCAUUUCUGUCUUAGCCAAUUUGAGGUCUGUUAAAUCCAAGCCUUGCCCAACUUAUGGAAAGUGCCUGAGAGUUCCCAUUGUAACAAAGCAACGUGUAGAGGAAAAAGAGGUCUUGACUUUGCCAACAGUGACAAAUCAAGUCUUUGCAAACUGAGCUAAAUAUAAAAAAAACAAACAUUGUAUUUCAUUUGUAGUGAUAAUGCUAGUUUGUAUGGGCAGAGACUGUGUUAUUCCUUCAGUGCCGUCGCUAUAGGCAAACUGUUAAAUGUCAAUAUUAUCUAUAUUGCAAUAGCUUGUACUGUAGUUUUACUAUUUGAAUGCUGUGUAUGUUGGGUGUUGUGAAAUAUGAUAUGUCUGGUGUGUGUAUGUGCAUUUCUUUUUAUCUACAUGAACACAGUACAUUUCAUUUUUUAAAUGUUUAAAACUUGAAAUUAUAUUGACAGAGUAUUCCCUUAAGACGUUUGUGCAGUAUAUCAUUUUUCUGACCUAUUACAAGUGAUUUUUUUUUUCUUCUAACUUUUUAAAUGAACACUGUUGUUAAAUCAAACCUCACAUCUCCAAAAAAAACUAAACGCAAGGAGUUUAGUAAAACUUGGAUCAGCACUGAUGCAGCUUUGGUUUCAAAAUCCAACCCAGUAGAUCAUAAAAUAAGACGGAAAUUUAUGUGAUACACACAAAUUUGGAGCGCGGUGGUUUAUUCAGGGUUCCCAUGGUCAUGGAAAACCGUUUCACAAUCCUAUGUUCAAGGCCUGGAAAAGUCGGAAUUAGUACAAAAAUCAUUUAAGGUUUUGGAAAAAACUUUUGGAAUUCAAUUGUUUGUAAUGAAAUUAAUUGUUACAGUAGACAGGUGGAUAUUCUCAUUUAUCCAGGUCAUAGUUAUCUCAAGGCAAUUUAAUUGAACGCAACUGGACUUAGUUUUGUCUUAGAAGACGUUUCACCUCUUCAUCAGUUCAUGCUUGUCUGACUAGGCUGAAACUAGUCUG
This is a messenger RNA of Epinephelus moara (kelp grouper), 4656 nucleotides long. RefSeq names its product zinc finger and BTB domain containing 44 (gene zbtb44). Gene Ontology annotation, molecular function: DNA-binding transcription factor activity, RNA polymerase II-specific; protein binding; RNA polymerase II cis-regulatory region sequence-specific DNA binding. Gene Ontology annotation, biological process: positive regulation of gene expression; regulation of transcription by RNA polymerase II. The coding region runs from base 1200 to 3206 and encodes 668 amino acids. The transcript has 6 exons. Lineage: Eukaryota; Metazoa; Chordata; Actinopteri; Perciformes; Serranidae. The record is from RefSeq and is a predicted model, not a curated record.